CACCCAUCCCUUCCUUGCUCCAUUUUUUCCCCCUCUGCUUUCUCAAACAAAACUGCUCUCUGACUCAGACGCUGCUGCCCCCCCUUUCAUUUUAAUACAACCCACUCUGGUCCUUAAAAUAUUAUCAUCAUGAGGACCAUGAAAGAAAAAAAUAAAAAAAUUCAAUGCCUUCUUUUAUUUUCAAGAGAAACCAAAAAGGCAUGGAAAGAGUCGUUGUUGUUGAUGUCUGCCACGAAAGAUCACGCAACCGCAAGGAGUCAGUAGUUAAGGCAAUUUCCUCACUCCUCCCCGAAUUAGAAAACCCAAACUGAAAUGAACUUGAACUUGAAUCCUUUCUAACAACACCACCUCCUUUUUUUUUUUUUCAAACUACUUAAUUAUUCCUAAAAAUCAUUUUUAAUUUUGAGUCUUUACGUGCUCUCAAGUUUCUUUGGUGGGUAGCGUGUGAACUGUGAAGUGUCAAUUAACCGUUUAUUAUUAUAUACUAAUACAAUAUUUUUGCUUUCUAGUUUCUAGAAACUCGACGAAGCAAAAUUGAGUUACGCUUUUAAUUUGAAGGUGUUGUUGUUGUUGUUGUUGUUGGUGUUGUAUGAUCUCGAGCGUGACCGAGAAUGAACCUGUUACCGGCGCGAUCCGUGGACGAAACUGUGGAGGAGAUAAUGAGGCUGCACCGGUCGCUACCGGCUCGGCUGGGAAUCGAGGAAGUGGAGGCGGCAAGGACUCUGGUCGCGAACGUGGAGCGCGAGGACCAGGCGAAGCUUGAGGCCGUGGCACGUGCGAGGGAGCGCAAGGGCCCGCACGUGCCGGAGGAGCUCUUCGCGGUGCUGCAGGAGAUGCAGAAGAGCGUGGUGCUCUUCCAGAGCAAGGAACAGAGGCGCGAGGCGCUCAAACUCCUCGAUCUCGAAAACGUCCAUGUCCUGUUCGACGAAUUGAUUCAGAGAGCUUCCAAUUGCGUCUCCUCGCGCUCGGGUUCGAAGAACUCCGUUUUGAAACGGGAAACUUCUUCUUCUUCUUCCGUUUCUGUUUCUGCGUUCAAGAAAGAGCCUGUGAAGAGUUCCGAGAUACUGUUCACGAGAGAUGAUAACUAUAUGAAUAAGAUCAAACCCAAUUUCUACCCUGAUGGGUAUACAAUUGGGCCCAGUGUCUCAUCCAAACCGCUGAUACUUGACUCCUCGAUAAUACCCGCGUCCACUUCAGGUGAAGAUAAGUUGAGUUUGAUAAAACUGGCUAGCUUGAUGGAAGUUUCUGCGAAGAAAGGUACACGCGAGCUCAUAUUACAGAACAAGUUGAUGGACCAAGUUGAUUGGCUUCCUGAUUCAAUAGGGAAGUUAUCUAGUUUGAUCAAAUUGGAUUUAUCUGAGAAUCGAAUUACGGUGCUGCCUUCAACGAUUGGAGGCCUUUCUUCCUUGACAAGUUUGAAUUUGCAUUCGAAUAAGAUCGCGGAGCUUCCGGAGUGUGUUGGAGAUCUCUUAAGUCUUGUGUAUCUAAACGUAGGGGGAAACCAGUUAUCAUCUUUACCUGCUUCGUUGGGCAGAUUGGUGCAUCUUGAGGAACUUGAUUUGAGCUCCAACCAGCUUUCAGUGCUUCCUGAUGCCAUAGGGUCUCUUGUCAGCCUAAAAGUACUGAAUGUGGAGACAAAUGACAUAGAAGAAAUUCCGCAUUCCAUUGGUCGUUGUGUUGCACUUAGGGAGCUUUGUGCAGAUUAUAACAGGCUCAAGGCCCUGCCUGAGGCUGUGGGGAAGAUUGAGAGCCUUGAGGUAUUGUCUGUGAGGUACAACAAUGUCAAACAGCUACCUACGACAAUGUCGUCUCUGUCGAACUUGAAGGAGCUCAAUGUGAGUUUUAAUGAGCUUGAGUACGUGCCUGAGAGCCUGUGUUUUGCUACCUCGCUUGUGAAGAUGAACAUAGGGAACAACUUUGCUGACAUGCGAUCCUUGCCGAGGUCCAUUGGGAACCUUGAAAUGCUUGAGGAGUUGGAUAUCAGCAACAAUCAGAUUCGUGUCCUUCCUGACUCUUUUAGGAUGCUCACUCGUUUACGUGUCCUGAAAGUGGAAGAGAAUCCUCUUGAAAUACCUCCAAGACAUGUAGCUGAAAAGGGAGCACAGGCUGUGGUCAGGUACAUGGCUGAUCUUGUUGAGAAGAAGGAUGCUAAAUUGCAGCCACUUAUUAAGAAGAAAAAGGGUUGGGCUCAUCAUAUGUGCUUCUUUUCAAAGUCAAACAAAAGGAAGCGUGACGGCGUUGAUUUUGUUAAAACCUGAUUAAAUUCCCCAAAAGCCAUUCAUGGCAAGCAAAAGAUUCCAUGAGGAGAUGCAUUUGUUUAUAUAAAAAAGGACAAAGAUAUGUCUGUCAGUCUCCGGUCAACAUUGCGAGAGAAUGAAUAGGCAUGGGAAUCUUCCUUGGCUGUUGGAAUUUGCUAACUUUGAGGCACAUACUGUACAUUUCCUGUUCAAUUUAUAUAUAUAUUUUUUCCUUUGUAGAACUUAAUAUUUUUUCAUUUGUAUUUCUGGUAUCUCGAAAAUGGAAACAAGUGUACAGCCAUUUAUGUUUACUUCCACUCUAUUGUAUGUAUAUCUUCCUGCCACAGUGCCACUUCAGUCUUCAAUAUAAUUUAAUAUUUCAUUUUUCA
Messenger RNA from Glycine soja, 2626 nucleotides. RefSeq names its product plant intracellular Ras-group-related LRR protein 4-like. The transcript is spliced from 4 exons. Gene Ontology annotation, molecular function: protein binding. The record is from RefSeq and is a predicted model, not a curated record. NCBI's taxonomy places the organism in Eukaryota, Viridiplantae, Streptophyta, Magnoliopsida, Fabales, Fabaceae. Bases 612 to 2258 code for a protein of 548 amino acids.